AAUAGUAGCUAAGCUAUGUUGCUUUAUAGUGUAAUUAUUAAAUUGAAAAAAAAAACGACAUCAAAACAUCCGCCGGCUUGUAAAUUAUAAUAACUUCUGAAUUCUGAUGUUGCAGCAAAACCCAAUGAUUAGCAAAGCUCCCUUAAAAAUAAUAUAAAUUAUAUAUAAAGUACCUAUGUAUCAUGUUCACAAAUAAAGUUGUAAUUAUUACUGGAGCGAGCUCCGGCAUUGGUGCUGAAACAGCUAUUGAGUUCUCUAAACUUGGAGGUAAUGUUGUAAUAACAGGAAGGAAUAAAGAUAAUUUAGAAAAAGUGGCUGCAUCAUGUCAGAAAGCUUCACCAGAAAAUUUACAACCUCUUAUAGUAAUAUCUGACAUGAAUAAAGAACAUGAUGUGGAGAAUAUCAUAAACAAAACAAUUGAAAAAUUCAGUAAGCUGGAUGUGCUUGUGAAUAAUGCUGGUGUUUUGGAAUCUGGAACGAUAGAAACAACAUCGUUGGACCAAUAUGAUAGAGUAAUGAAUACAAAUGUCCGAGGGCCAUAUUACAUCACGAUGUUGGCUACAUCAUAUCUUAUUAAAACUAAGGGAUGUAUUGUUAAUGUUUCUAGUGUGACUGGCAUGAGAUCAUUUCCUAAUGUCUUAGCAUAUUGUAUGUCUAAGGCAGCUUUAGAUCAGUUUACAAGAUGUGUUGCGUUAGAAUUAGGUGGGAAAGGUGUGCGUGUCAACUCUGUUAAUCCUGGCGUUAUAACGACCGGCCUGCAUAAAAAAGGUGGUAUGGACGAUAGUGAAUAUGAGGAUUUCCUGAAAAAAUGUGCAGCAACACAUGCUUUGGGUAGACCUGGCGAUGCGUCAGAGGUAUCAUCUGUCAUUGUAUUUUUGGCUAGUGAAGCUGCUAGUAAUAUCACUGGAGCAACUUUACCGGUUGAUGGGGGACGCCAUGCUAUGUGCCCACGUUAAAAAUCCGUUUUCUCUAAGAAAUAUAUAUGUGAGAUUAAUGGGUAA
This is a messenger RNA of Pieris napi, 1001 nucleotides long. RefSeq names its product 3-oxoacyl-[acyl-carrier-protein] reductase FabG-like. Gene Ontology annotation, molecular function: oxidoreductase activity. The coding region runs from base 183 to 956 and encodes 257 amino acids. The transcript has 2 exons. The record is from RefSeq and is a predicted model, not a curated record. Lineage: Eukaryota; Metazoa; Arthropoda; Insecta; Lepidoptera; Pieridae.